CACACACCCUCGCAUGUUGCUCCGAAUCCGCCAAAACGCGAUUUCUGCCCUUUCCCUCCAACUUCUUUCAAAAAUUAUCUGCUAUCGCUUCUCCAUCUCCAGCUCCGAAGUGAAAAGGCUAACCAAGAACAGAUGUAUCUCCCUCAUCGAAGAUUGCAAGUCCAUGAAGCAACUGAAGCAAAUCCACUGCCAAAUCCUCGUCUCAUCCCUCCACCUAAGCAGGGAUGUGAUAGAUGACCUGGUCUUUUGCACCGAUCCUGUGUCCGGAGACCUCAACCAUGCAACAAAGGUGUUUGAAACCCUCGAGAACCGAUCACUUUUCAUCUACAACUUAAUGAUCAAAGGAUUUGCAAAGAAGGGGAAUCUAAAGAAUGCUCUCCUUUUGUUCGAUAGAAUGAGGGAGGAGUCUUUGCAGCCAGAUAAUUUUACAUACCCCUUUGUUUUGAAGGCGAUAGGCAGCCUUCACAUGGAAUUGGAUGGGAGAAAGAACCAUGCACUCAUUGUUAAAACUGGGCUCGAGUUCGAUCCAUAUGUAAGGAACUCACUGAUUGGCAUGUAUGCUGACAUGGGUAGGGUUGAGAUUUCACAGUUAUUGUUCGAUGAAAUGCCUGAGAGGGGUAUAAUUUCUUGGAAUAUUCUGAUAGCGGGUUAUGUUAAAUGUGGGAAGUUUGGGGACGCUAUCUCUGUUUACUGGAGGAUGGAUCAGGAGGGUGUGAAGCCUGACGAAGCUACUUUGGUGAGUACACUUUCUGCUUGUGUUUCAAUGGGGAAUUUGGAGUUGGGAACAAGAAUUCAUCAUUAUAUGAAUGAAGAAUUUAGAUUCAGUGUACCUCUUGGGAAUGCUUUGUUGGAUAUGUAUGCGAAAUGCGGCCAUGUAGAUAUGGCUCGUAGGUUCUUCGAUCGCAUGCCAGAAAGGAAUGUGAUCUCUUGGACUAGCAUGGUCUUAGGAUAUGUGAAUUCAGGCCAGUUGGAUGAAGCAAGACGGUUGUUCCACCAAAGCCCUGUGAAAGAUGUAAUUCUUUGGACUGCUAUGAUUAAUGGAUAUGUGCAGUAUAACCACUUUGAAGAAGCUAUGGCACUUUUUAGAGAGAUGCAGCUGAAAAGAGUCAAACCUGAUAAGUACACAGUCGCUGCUCUUCUUACAGCUUGUUCUAGUUUGGGAGCACUGGAACAAGGAAAAUGGAUUCAUGGAUACAUCGAGGACAAUAUGAUAAAAAUUGAUGCUGUGGUUGGCACAGCACUAAUAGACAUGUAUGCAAAAUGUGGGAGCAUACAGAAGUCCUUGGAUAUAUUUAGGGGAGUGGAAGGAAAGGACACUGCAAUGUGGACUUCAAUUAUCUGUGGGCUGGCUCUAAAUGGGCAAACAAGCAAAGCACUUGAGUUGUUCUCAGAGAUGAAAAGCAUUGGAGCUGAACCAGAUGAUAUCACCUUUAUUGGUGUUUUAAAUGCUUGCAGUCAUGGAGGAUUAGUGGAUGAAGGUCGUAAGUAUUUUGAUGCUAUGAAGGAAGUGCAUCAAAUAGAACCCAAAUUAGAACACUAUGGCUGUUUGGUUGAUCUCCUUGGUCGUGCCAGUCUUUUGGAUGAUGCAGAGAAGUUGAUUGGGAAUAUACCCAAUAAUAAUGAUAAAAGUAUCUUACCUUUGUGGGGUGCUUUGCUUAAUGCUUGUAGAAUGCAUGGUAAUGUCGAGAUGGGUGAGCGACUAGCCAAACAAGUAAUUGAACUGGAGUUUGUAAAUUCUGGUCUACAUACUCUUGUGGCUAAUAUAUAUGCUGCGGCAGAUAGAUGGGAUGAUGUCACCAAAAUAAGAAGAAAGAUGAAAUAUCUCGGUAUCAAGAAGACACCAGGUUGCAGUUCAAUUGAAUUGAAUGGCAUGAUUCAUGAGUUCCUUGUAGCCGAUACUGCAUCUCCUCAAAGAAGUCAGAUUUACUCAGUGCUGAACGGUAUAAGCAGGCUUAUGGACUUGAAUGAACAAAUUGAGAUAAAUGAUCAAGAUAUUAUUAAUACAUCAUACCUUCUCGAAAGGUGAGAUAUGAUGUUCCAGAGCAAAUUGUUCCAGAGCAGUGUUUUGCCUAUUGUUCGAUAUUUCCAAAGGA
Molecule: messenger RNA, 2093 nt
Organism: Elaeis guineensis (African oil palm)
Lineage: Eukaryota; Viridiplantae; Streptophyta; Magnoliopsida; Arecales; Arecaceae
Product: pentatricopeptide repeat-containing protein At1g31430-like
Biological process (GO): RNA modification
Molecular function (GO): RNA binding; protein binding
Source: RefSeq, a predicted model, not a curated record